UCCGAGUAUUUUUGAAAGCAUCUUUUCCACACGCAGGUUCCACCGGAAGUUUUACCGGAACUUGUUGUAUCGGGUCUUCUUUUUAUUCGUGUGGUAGCAGCUAAGAGACCCAUCAAAGAUGACUACAGCUGCAAGACCGACAUUUGAGCCGGCGAGAGGAGGGAGGGGUAAAGGAGAAGGUGGAGGUGACUUGAGUGCCCUGUCCAAGCAGUAUUCCAGUCGAGAUCUUCCGGGUCACACCAAGAUCAAGUACAGGCAGCCUACCCAGGAUGCCCCAGAGGAGGUGCGUGCCCGUGACUUCCGCAGGGAGCUGGAAGAGAGGGAGCGUGUAGCUGCUCGUGACAAGACAAGAGAAAGGGGACCAAGAGAGCAUACCACAUCGUCAUCAUCAUCAUCUUCAAAGAGGCCUAGACUGGAUCAGAUCCCAGCGGCCAACCUUGAUGCUGACGACCCUCUCACUGAUGAUGAUGAGGACGAGGACUCUGAGGAGGACAGUGAUGACGACGACACUGCAGCUCUUCUGGCAGAACUGGAGAAGAUCAAGAAGGAGAGGGCUGAAGAGCAAGAACGCAAAGAGCGGGAGCAGAAGGCAGAGGAGGAGAGGAUUCGCAUGGAAAAUAUCUUGAGUGGCAAUCCAUUGAUCAAUUUGGCAGGGCAGCAGCAACAGCAACAACAGCAGCAGCUGAUCACCCAGAGUCAGAGUACCUUCAGAGUCAAGAGAAGGUGGGAUGAUGAUGUUGUGUUCAAGAACUGCGCCAAAGGAGUGGACGAAGCACGGAAGGAGAAACGCUUUAUCAAUGACACACUGCGCUCUGAGUUUCAUAAGAAGUUUAUGGAGAAAUAUGUAAAGUAGAGGAGUUUGUGUUAGUUCAUUUUUAUGUUUUUCGUUUUUUAAUUUCAUUUCUUUGGUCCUUGCCCUCCAGUUCUCCCUCUGCCCCAAGAAUGAUAGAUGGCAUUCAAAUAGAUCCUGUAUACAAAUGCAUUAGUAUUUGUACAUUCAACACAUAACAUGUUGUAUAUAAAUGAUUUGGUGAGUUACAGAUGUUAAAUGUGAUUCAACAUCUAAGUCCCUCUGUAGUAUUAUUUUUUUUUUUUCAAUAUUCAUUUCAAUAAACAAAGACUUA
Messenger RNA from Etheostoma cragini (Arkansas darter), 1124 nucleotides. RefSeq names its product CWC15 spliceosome associated protein homolog (gene cwc15). Gene Ontology annotation, molecular function: RNA binding. NCBI's taxonomy places the organism in Eukaryota, Metazoa, Chordata, Actinopteri, Perciformes, Percidae. Gene Ontology annotation, cellular component: catalytic step 2 spliceosome. The transcript has 7 exons. The record is from RefSeq and is a predicted model, not a curated record. Bases 119 to 853 code for a protein of 244 amino acids. Gene Ontology annotation, biological process: mRNA cis splicing, via spliceosome.